GCGGCGGCGGCGGCGGCGGCAGCGGCAGCGGCGCGGGAGGCGGUCGGGCCGGCAGGAUGCUGGAGAUCCAGCUGGACGAUGGCGGCGUGGGGGGGUACCCGGGCGACGAUUAUUGCUCGGGGUCAGUGAUGUCGGAGCGGGUCUCGGGCCUCGCCAACAGCAUUUACCGCGAGUUCGAGAGGCUGAUCCACUGCUACGACGAGGAGGUGGUGAAGGAGCUGAUGCCACUGGUGGUGACGGUGCUGGAGAACCUGGACUCGGUGCUCACCGACAACCAGGAGCACGAGGUGGAGCUGGAGCUGCUGCGGGAGGACAACGAGCAGCUCCUCACGCAGUACGAGCGGGAGAAGGCGCUGCGCAAGCAGGCCGAGGAGAAGUUUAUAGAGUUUGAAGAUGCACUGGAGCAGGAGAAGAAAGAAUUACAAAUCCAAGUGGAACACCUUGAAUUUCAGACUCGACAGCUGGAGCUGAAGACUAAAAACUAUGCAGAUCAGAUUUCACGGCUGGAGGAACGUGAAUCAGAAAUGAAGAAAGAGUAUAAUGCUCUACAUCAGCGUCACACAGAGAUGAUCCAGACCUACGUGGAACACAUUGAGCGAUCUAAGAUGCAGCAAGUUGGGGGAAAUAAUCAAACUGAGGGCAGUCUACCUGGGAGAAGUCAUCGCCAGUCAUGGAGGAAAAGCAGGAAGGAACGUCCUAACUCUCUGAAUGUCUUCCCCCUUGCGGAUGGCAUGGUACGUGGGCAGAUAGGGGCCAAGAUCGUCCCAACACUGGACCACUGGCACCUGAGUGACCUCGGCCAGCUGCAGUCCAACUCCAGCUACAAGUGCCCCCAAGAUGAAAUGUCUGAAUCUGGGCAGUCCUCAGCAGCUGCCACACCGAGCACCACUGGAACCAAGUCCAACACACCCACGUCAUCUGUGCCCUCUGCUGCCGUCACACCCUUGAAUGAGAGCAUCCAGCCCAUCAGCGAAUAUAACGGAACAUCCAAGAGCAAUAAGAGGGCACGAGAAAAGCGGAACAGCCGGAACAUGGAAGUCCAGGUCACACAGGAGAUGAGGAAUGUCAGCAUAGGAAUGGGCAGCAGCGAUGAGUGGUCCGAUGUUCAGGACAUUAUAGACUCUACUCCAGAGCUGGAUAUGUGUCAAGACCCCCGGUUGGAACGCACCGGUAACAGCCCAACACAAGGGAUUGUGAACAAAGCAUUUGGCAUCAACACAGACUCUCUGUAUCAUGAACUUUCCACAGCAGGGUCUGAGGUUAUCGGAGAUGUUGAUGAAGGAGCAGAUCUGCUAGGGGAGUUCUCAGUACGGGAUGAUUUCUUUGGAAUGGGCAAAGAAGUGGGGAAUCUACUGUUGGAGAACUCGCAGCUACUGGAGACCAAAAAUGCUUUGAACGUUGUGAAGAAUGAUUUGAUUGCCAAGGUCGACCAGCUGUCUGGAGAGCAAGAAGUGCUGAAGGGAGAGCUUGAAGCAACAAAGCAGGCCAAAGCCAAAAUGGAGACCAGAGUCAAGGAGCUGGAAGAGGAGCUGAAAAGAGUGAAAUCUGAAGCGAUUGUUGCCCGACGAGAACCCAAAGAGGAGGUGGAGGAUGUAAGCAGCUAUCUCUGUACAGAAUUGCAGUGCUCCUCCCCCCUGCAGGACAACAUUCCUAUAGCUCAGCGCCGCCGCUUCACUCGUGUGGAAAUGGCCCGGGUUCUGAUGGAGCGCAAUCAAUACAAGGAGAGGCUGAUGGAGCUCCAGGAGGCUGUCAGGUGGACGGAGAUGAUCAGAGCUUCCCGUGAGCACCCAUCCGUCCAGGAGAAGAAGAAAUCCACCAUUUGGCAGUUUUUCAGCCGUCUGUUCAGCUCUUCCUCGAGUCCCCCACCAGCAAAGAGGACCUACCCAUCUGUGAACAUCCACUACAAGUCUCCAACUACAGCAGGGUUCAGCCAGCGUCGCAGUCACACCAUGUGCCAGAUCUCCUCCGGCAGCCGCACCCUGGAGUUCUUCCCUGAAGAUGACUGUACAUCCUCAGCACGUCGGGAGCAGAAACGGGAGCAGUACCGCCAGGUCCGGGAGCAUGUGCGGAAUGAUGACGGGCGGUUGCAGGCCUGUGGCUGGAGCCUCCCUGCCAAGUACAAGCAGCUGAGUCCCAAUGGUGGUCAGGAAGACACUCGCAUGAAAAACGUUCCCGUGCCUGUAUACUGUCGCCCACUAGUAGAGAAGGACCCAACCAUGAAGCUGUGGUGUGCAGCUGGAGUCAAUCUCAUGGGAUGGAGACCUUUGGAUCAGGAGCCUGGGAAUGGGCAGAAAUUGGAUCCUGGACGUGAUCCCCUCACCUGUGACAGGGAAGUGGAAGGCGAGAACAACAAAAGUAAUCAUACAUCUCCUGAAAAGAAGAAGGCAAAGGAAGUCCAUGAAAUGGAUGCCACAUCCAGUCGUGUCUGGAUCCUCACUAGCACGCUGUCAACAAGUAAAGUUGUAAUUAUUGAUGCCAAUCAGCCUGGCACAGUGGUGGACCAGUUCACUGUCUGCAAUGCUCAUGUGCUCUGCAUCUCCAGCAUCCCUGCGGCCAGUGAGAGUGAUUAUCCUCCAGGCGAGAUCUUUCUGGAGGGAGAUGUAAAUCCUGAAGAGUCAUCUGGAACAGAUGGUGUCUUGGCAGGAAUCACUCUGGUGGGCUGUGCAACCCGCUGCAAUGUGCCACGAAGCAACUGUUCCUCGCGUGGUGACACACCUGUGCUGGACAAGGGACAGAGUGAAGUGGCUGCUGUCUGCAAUGGGAAGGUCAACCAGUCCCAGUCUACUGAGGAAGCAACAGAAGCUAUGGAGGUACCAGAGAACGGUCCAGGUGAGGCAGAGCCUGCUGAGGCCCGGCCUGGGCCCCUCACGGAGCACGUGUUUACAGAUCCAGUCCCUGCACAGGCACCUCUUAGGCAGAAUGGGGACAAUGAGCAGCUGAAGACAGAGUCAACCACAACACUGCCAGAUCAGGAGUUGAAUGGGGAUGCUGCUGGGACCUGCACCAGUGCUGCCCCCACCAUGUGGCUGGGAGCACAGAAUGGCUGGCUUUAUGUGCACUCGGCUGUAUCCAACUGGAAGAAGUGUCUGCACUCGAUAAAGCUGAAGGACUCUGUACUGAGUCUAGUGCACGUGAAAGGGAGGGUUCUUGUUGCUCUGGCAGAUGGAACACUAGCCAUAUUCCACCGGGGAGAAGAUGGUCAGUGGGAUCUCAGCAAUUACCACCUAAUGGACCUUGGUCACACUCACCAUUCCAUCCGCUGCAUGGCUGUUGUAUAUGAUAGAGUCUGGUGUGGCUACAAGAACAAAAUCCAUGUUAUUCAACCUAAGACAAUGCAGAUUGAGAAAUCCUUUGAUGCUCACCCUCGGCGGGAGAGUCAGGUGCGACAGCUGGCAUGGAUUGGAGAUGGAGUAUGGGUUUCUAUCCGUCUGGACUCCACUCUGAGGCUUUACCAUGCCCACAGCCAUCAACAUCUGCAAGAUGUCGACAUUGAGCCUUACGUCAGCAAGAUGCUAGGCACUGGAAAGCUGGGCUUCUCAUUUGUGCGGAUUACAGCCCUGCUCAUUGCUGGCAACCGCCUCUGGGUAGGGACAGGGAAUGGUGUUGUCAUCUCCAUUCCACUGACCGAGACUGUAGUCCUCCACCGAGGCCAACUCCUUGGGCUCCGGGCCAACAAGACCUCACCAACCUCUGGAGAGGGCAGCCGCUCUGGUGGGGUCAUCCACGUGUACGGUGAUGACAACAGUGACAAAUCUGCCAGCAGUUUCAUUCCCUACUGCUCCAUGGCUCAGGCACAGCUCUGUUUCCACGGUCACCGUGAUGCUGUCAAGUUCUUCGUCUCUGUGCCUGGCAAUGUCCUAGCAACCCUGAACGGGAGCGUGUUGGACAGCCCUUCGGAGAACCCCAGCACAGCAGCCACAGAGACUGAGGGGCAGAAGCUGAAGAACGUCCUGGUGCUGAGUGGAGGAGAAGGGUACAUCGAUUUCCGGAUUGGGGAUGGAGAAGAUGAUGAGACAGAGGAGAAUGCAGGAGAUGCCACCCAGGUGAAGCCAGUACUUUCCAAGGCUGAAAGGAGCCACAUUAUUGUGUGGCAGGUAUCAUACAUCCCUGAGUGAAAAUUUCUCAAUUCCUACCAAUCUAAGUGUCCCUCCUCCCGCCUGAAUGCCAAGAUGUACAUACAGAAUGCCUGCAUUAUACCUACUGCUGGAAACCGACCCCAGACAACUGCAAUGGCUCCUGCCUUGGACUGUAACCCCCUUCUAACCUCUGAACUUGCCGCUUUCAUCUUGGGCCUGUGCGCUUUCUGCGUGGUUGGAUUAUUGUUCUGCUCUGGAGCUGGCAUCUACAAGGAGAGUAAUGACAGUGCAUCGAUGAAGUGAAGCUUGGAGCUAGAACUGUGCAAAGCCUUUGCCCAGCGCUUGGGAGCUGGUAGCUGUAUGGGUGGUGGCUCAGGUUCUCCAGCAGGUUGCCUCACUCCCACCUGCAUGAGAAAGAAGUACAUCCCCCUGGCGACCCCGCCAAAGCAGUGAUGGUGAAUCACAACUUCUACAGCACCAUAGCAGAAGUCCUUUCUAGUUCACCAGUGGACUCUCUACCUUAUCCACCCUUAAGCACAGAAUAAUGUCCCGUGGACUGGGAGCAGCCAGGUCCAAGGAACCCUCAAUAGAAAGGAGUGUCAGGGUUUGGGCAGCACUUCUGCUGUUUGGCUGGAGAAGGCAGCAGUGCCAUUACUGUGGGGAACACAUCCUCCAUACUUGCAGAUGGAAAGUCUACCUCCUCUGCUGCUGCCGUUGUCUCAGCAGUUGUGUCCUGGGUGACUGUGUGUGUCUGGAGAGGAUUGUUUGGUGGCCUCAGAUGGGAGACGGGUGUUUGAUCAUGAAGGCCACAGGGCCUUUGGAAACUGGUAGCCAAGGGGUACUGGAACCUUGCUCUUUUUAAGAGCAGAAAAGACAGCAAUACUUUUAACACCCCCUUCCAGAAAUGCUAGGCAGAAAAGAAUUCUUGAGUUCAUUCUGAAAGGUUCAGGAGAAAGCUAUCUCUGCACAGCGUUUGUUGGCUUUUAAAACAGCAGGUGAGGGCAGAUGAUGUUGGUCUGCCCCAUCCCAGGAGCUGCUGGAAGGAGAUAUCUGUUUUCCUUCACACUGUGGCUGUCACUUAGGAAAGACUGUGUAGGUGCAGUCAAGGUAUAGAAAGGCUGUGUCUUGCCUGAGGUCGUGCAGAAAAAGGACUUAAGGCCCGGUCUCCCAACCUCUUUUACCUAACAUAGCGAGCAGUGACUUUGCUACUAAGUAGUUUACAAAGCUGGAAAUUUCUGACUCCUGGAAAGAAUUGACAACCCCCGAGAAAAAUCCUGACAGCUCUCCUUGUGUAAGCAGCGCUAGGGGAUUGCAAGUGUGCCUCCUGCUUACAAGCAGCAAAAAAUGGGGCCAGAGGGAGCGAUUUUGAGCUCCAGAUGCAGAACAUGGCAGCUCCAGAUAUAGAGGGGUUUGUCCUCCCUUUCUGACAGUGGAAACAGUCCUGUCUUCACAAGGACAAGUUCCAUUUCCUUUGAACAGUCCCUUCUGGAUGUGCAGGACUAGAGCGAGUAGCAGUAGUUAGUGAUGAAUUUGGAAGUUCCUGACAGUCAUCUUUGACAGUCAUCUUGUUUCUUCCCUUAGGUGUGCAGCACUCUGGGGUUCAUAAGGGUGUCCCAGUGUGGUGGCAGGGGGACAAGCCUCCAUCUCCUGGAAAGCUCCCAGCUGUGUCCUGUGCUUGUUGCCAUGGACCAGGCUGCCCCCAAGGCUUGUGGUCUGAAGCUACUCAUGUACUGCAGGGAUGCAGUAUUCCCUGGGGAAGCUCUAACAUGUGGCAUCUGUUCCAGUGCAGCAGUACUGAAAUGAUUUUUGGAUCCACAGUUCAGAAAAGGCUUGGAUAUACAUUUCCCCUGCAGGGAGGCAAGAGGACAUCUCUGGAGAACAGAGGCCUCAGGCACCAAGGUACAGAGCCACAGUGGUGGCCACGUUGCCUGUGAGCGGUGCUGGUGGCACACGCACCCACACCACUCUUCACCGAGGUAGGAAACAAGCUGGAUGGUGUCCUCCAGCCGUUGGCACACCUGGCUCUGUGGCUGCCAUUUGCCUAAUGGAUGCUUGGAGUCACCACCUGCAUGUGAGGGGGACCUUUCACCAGGGACAUUUCUUUGGAGCACUGCUAACCGUGCCAGUCUUCUCAUUCACUUUUCCCGAAUGCUUCUGCUAGGAAGAACUCUUUGGAUCACAACACAGAGUGCAUUGGAGUUAAUAAGAUCAACAUUUAGACCACAGAUUCCACAGAUGUGUAACAGUUCACCAGUUAGGGCCAGGUAAACUUCAUAAUUUGAGCUAAUUGAAGGGAGAAAAAAGGAAAAAAAAAAAAAAAAAAAAAGUCCUAGUAGGCCCAGUUCCUUAGCUCUAUUGACUCUUCCAUAGGAAAAUACAGAUUCGCAACAUUCUUACCUCUUAACUGUUUGUUCUGUAUCUGGUUUUAGCAGUUGAAGUGAUAGUACUCCGUCUCCUGUCACCCACUGGGCCCUGGCAACAUAAGGAAACUGGUCUCGGGCCUCUACCAACAGGUUCCUUUCCAGCUCAGUGCAUGUUUUCCUCCAAGAGAAGCACAUAUCCCAGAGGGGCAGCUACAGCUAAGUAGAACCAGCCACUGCUGUCAGCUCCUGUGGUGUUUGGUGGCUGCUGGGCAGCAAGGUGAGAACUGACUGGCUUCAAUACACUUCCCUGUCAUAUCUAUCUCCACUGUGAUGUAUGUAAAGUAUCUUGUAUGUUACAAAAGGAUUUUAAAAAGUGUCUUAAGGCCUGUAAACUCCGCUAUUUGGUCUGAAGAUGGCAUUCUGUAAAGAGACUGCUGUAUGAAUACGUUCCCCUGCUUUGUCCCCUAUGCUAUCAAACAACAAACCAUAUCUGUUCUGUAUGUAAUAAAUGUGUUAACAUCA
Messenger RNA from Tyto alba (common barn owl), 6961 nucleotides. RefSeq names its product mitogen-activated protein kinase 8 interacting protein 3 (gene MAPK8IP3). Gene Ontology annotation, cellular component: cytoplasm. Gene Ontology annotation, biological process: vesicle-mediated transport. Lineage: Eukaryota; Metazoa; Chordata; Aves; Strigiformes; Tytonidae. Bases 57 to 4115 code for a protein of 1352 amino acids. Gene Ontology annotation, molecular function: MAP kinase scaffold activity; kinesin binding; signaling receptor complex adaptor activity. The record is from RefSeq and is a predicted model, not a curated record. The transcript has 33 exons.